Messenger RNA from Ilyonectria robusta, 2117 nucleotides. Its product is annotated as YT521-B-like domain-containing protein. Gene Ontology annotation, molecular function: N6-methyladenosine-containing RNA reader activity; mRNA binding. NCBI's taxonomy places the organism in Eukaryota, Fungi, Ascomycota, Sordariomycetes, Hypocreales, Nectriaceae. The transcript is spliced from 3 exons. Gene Ontology annotation, cellular component: nucleoplasm. The coding region runs from base 103 to 2019 and encodes 638 amino acids. The record is from RefSeq and is a predicted model, not a curated record. Gene Ontology annotation, biological process: regulation of alternative mRNA splicing, via spliceosome; mRNA splicing, via spliceosome.
AUGCCAUCUUAGCCCCAGCUACAAACGCCUGGAGCUGACUGUGGCCGGAUUAAUAGCGACACAAUCCUCUUUCUACGUUGGGAUUUCGACUUGACGACACAAAUGGGAGAUCUUCCCCUCGCCUCGAGCCCGGACGCCCGACCCAGCGACCAGAGUCAACAGAAGACCGAGGAUGCAGAGGGUGAAACGCCAAGUCACGACGAACAACGGAUAGCCCUCGGGCAUGGGCCUCCUCAGCCUCACCACUACCCCCCAGGACUCCCUUACGCAUUUACGCCUCAGUUUGAUAUGUCUCAGGCUCCUUCAGUACACCGUCCAGGGCCUUACAACAUGGGGCAGAUGACCAACUCACCUCCCCAUGUUGCCUAUCGCCCUGGACAGUAUCAUCAUGUCAAUCAACAGCCGCAGCAGCGCUACCACCUAUCGAACUCUCCGUCCAUGAUGCAGCAUAUGCCCCAGUUCAUGGGACACCAGACGGUUCAAAUGUCUGGUCAAGGAUACUAUGUCCAGCAGCCACACAUGGGCCAGUAUUAUGAAGGCCAUCAUCUGCCACAACACCAACCCGGCCCAGCAAUCCCUCCGAGACAGGCCAUGGCAUACUACCCCAACCAAAUGAUGAUGAACCAGCAGUCAUCAGCCUAUUAUUAUCCUCCGACCCAAUACAUACAUUCUACCCAUGCAAUGCCGAAUACAAUGAUGCCCAGCCAGUUUAUGCACCCAGCUCCCGCCACGAACGAUACUCGAGCCACGUUUCAGUCGACACCAAACAGUGGCGUUCAUUCUCCUCCCCCGAAUCAGGGGCACGGUAGGCUUUGGAAGCAGCCUCUGGUAAAACCCGAGCUAAGCCAUGGCCCAGACGGGACCGAGAGGCGGCAAAGCGCGGUGCGAGGACCGCCGCGGAAGCCACGCCAGAGUGGCCAUGCAAUCUGGGUCGGGAACCUUCCUCCGCAAACCGACCUAAUGAGCCUCGUUCACCAUAUCUGCCAGGAAGCAUCAGGAUUGGAGUCGCUGUUCCUUAUUUCGAAGAGUAACUGUGCAUUCGCCAACUUCAAGGAUGAGGACACAUGUAUGGCGGCGCAACAGAAGCUGCACGAUUCCAAGUUUCAAUCCGUUCGUCUUGUCAGUCGACUUCGAAAGAGCACUGUGGAAGGGGCAACUGGAGUGACGGCCCCGACGGGUCCUGCCGUUGUCAUGAAUCUGGCCUCGAAGAACGAACAGUCCCUGGAUCCUCUUCCCUCAGAUGUCGGAAGUUCUAGUCCGGCCGUGGAACAAGUCACGCAACUCCAGCCAAGUCCGCUAGGAGAAGUCGAAACAGCACAGAAGGAUAAAUUCUUUAUUUUAAAGAGCUUGACUGUGGAGGACCUGGAGCUCAGUGUUCGCACAGGAAUUUGGGCAACCCAAUCUCACAACGAAGAAUCAUUGAACAACGCGUUCAAGACAGCCGACAACGUAUACCUCGUCUUCUCCGCCAAUAAAUCGGGCGAAUAUUUUGGCUACGCACGCAUGACGUCACAGAUCAAUGAAGAUCCUGCGGCAGCUAUUGAAUUCGCACCAAAGACUGCGUCGACAAGCGAUCUCGAUCUACCGAAAGCGAUACCAACCGAGCCAACCGAGCAUGCACCCAAAGGGAGGAUCAUUGAUGACUCCGCGAGAGGAACCAUAUUCUGGGAAGCAGAGCGGGAUGAGUCUGAUAAUCUAUCUGACACUGAGAGCAUCUCUAGUGACAAGAGCGCUGGUGGUGAAGAGGAGGCGACCAAGACUUGGGGAAAACCAUUCAAGCUUGAGUGGCUCUCAACAACCCAGUUGCCAUUUUACCGAACAAGAGGACUGCGAAACCCGUGGAAUUCGAAUCGGGAGGUCAAGAUUGCCCGUGAUGGUACUGAAAUAGAGCCAUCGGUUGGGCGUAGAUUGAUUGGACUAUUCAACCGGGUUCAGAGCCCAGGUCCGGCUACGACUGGCAUGCAGGUUCCAAUGGCAGUGAUGCCCAACUUCCCACACAUGCGAUCUUACGGACAAUGACGAACUUCAUGGAUGGACGAUUAGGGCAUUCUAUAGGUGCUGACGAUGGAAUUCGUCUUGGACAUUCCCUUCCAAGAGUUGCUAAUUCAAAGACCCGG